Molecule: messenger RNA, 2469 nt
Organism: Tyto alba (common barn owl)
Lineage: Eukaryota; Metazoa; Chordata; Aves; Strigiformes; Tytonidae
Gene: SNIP1
Product: Smad nuclear interacting protein 1
Exons: 4
Coding region: 35-1144 (369 amino acids)
Biological process (GO): miRNA processing
Cellular component (GO): nucleus
Molecular function (GO): protein binding; mRNA binding
Source: RefSeq, a predicted model, not a curated record
GGCGCGCGCUCCCUUUGUGGCGGCCGGCGGCGCCAUGGAGGCGGCGGGCGGGCGGCGGCGGCGGCGGGCGGAGGCGGCCAGGCCGGCCGUGAAGGCCGAAAAGAGGAGCCCCCGGCGCUCCGCCUCCCGCUCGGCGCGGGGCAGCCAGUCGCCGCCGGCCGAGGAGCGGCGGGGCCGCGGCAGGAGCAGCAGGUCGCCCAAGAGGAAGAGCAAGUCCGGGCGGAGGAGCCGGUCCCCCCGCGGCAGGAGGAGCCGCAGCCCGCACCACAACGCCGUGAAAGUGAAGCAGGAGCGAGACGAUCAUUGUCGUAGAGGAAACGAGGAGCGAAAGCAGAGGUACCCAUCAGAACAGGAACACAAGAGAGAGAGAAGCAGUGACAGAGACAGGCACAGAGAGCACUCGGACAGAAGGAAGAACCCAAACGAAAGGCCCGGAGUUCGGGGCCAUGAGCGAGAGAGGGAUGUUCAGAACAUCCGUGAGCAGCAAGCAGAGAGGGAGUUCUACAACGAGAGGAGACGAGAGCAUCGACAAAAUAACGAAGGCAGCGGUGCUGACCAGAAUCCAGAACUCGGGCAGUCUGAUAACAAACCCAAAGAAAAAGCUGCUGUAAACAAAGAGAAGCCGAGCUUUGAACUGUCUGGCGCGCUUCUAGAGGAUACCAACACGUUCCGAGGUGUGGUGAUUAAGUACAGCGAGCCCCCGGAGGCUCGCAUUCCGAAGAAGCGAUGGCGCCUCUAUCCUUUCAAAAACGAUGAGUUUCUCCCAGUGAUGUAUAUCCACAGGCAGAGUGCUUAUCUUCUGGGCAGGCACCGCAGAAUCGCGGAUAUUCCGAUUGACCAUCCCUCCUGCUCAAAGCAGCAUGCUGUGUUCCAGUACCGGCUUGUGGAGUACACCCGUGCCGAUGGCACCGUUGGCCGCAGAGUCAGGCCCUACAUAAUCGACCUGGGCUCCGGGAACGGCACUUUUCUAAACAACCAGCGGAUUGAGCCUCAGCGUUACUAUGAACUGAAGGAAAAGGAUGUACUGAAGUUUGGGUUCAGUAGCAGGGAAUAUGUUCUUCUCCAUGAAUCUUCAGAUAAAUCUGAGGCCAACACAAAGGACGAUGAUGAUGAUGAGGAGAAGGAGGAAGAGUCUGACAGUUAACAGAUGAGGAGGAAAUUGGGGAGGGGGGGGGGGCGGGGGGGGGGAGCAGGGGAGCGAAAUUCUUUGCAGUUGACCAUGCAUUGGGAUGUAAACAUUGGAGCAUCGCAGCACUGAUGCCUCUUACUGCCUUAAAGUCCUUUUUCUGUUGCUGAUCUGUUCUUGUUUAUUUUGAGGGACUUCACUGAUUGUUCAUCUUUGAUAGUUUUGCAUAUCAGGAAGUACAGCUUUUUUAUUAUUAUUACUGCAUUUUUUUUGUCCCACAAGCAAAAGAGCACCUGGAUGCAAAAGCUCUGAUGCUGGAAAUAUUCAACAAAUGUUGAAAGACUGUCCUCUUCUAGGAACUGAUGUAAAACACAGCUGGCAUAUUUAAAAUUUUUUUUAUUAACUGUUUUCUCAUAGCCCUUUGAAAAUGCUACUUAACUGAAUUAUUAGUUAGAAAGUAACCCAAUGCAUUUUGUAACACAUCUUGUUUAGUGGAGUUUGCCAAAUUCUUUUGCCUGUCAGGAGUUCUGGACAGGAGAAUUUACCAGGCUUGCUACUAAAAGGGCGGAAAUGUUGCAACGCCCCUCUUGUAUUUUGUUAUGGUUUGGGUCCUUAGCUUGCCCUGUGAUACCUUUCGGGGGGGCUUUUCACUGCAUACACACACUACCCAAAACCGGCAAGGUCAUCCGAAAUAGAAAUUAAAAGCUUCCUGGGAUUUUAGGUGACAAUACUGUGAUUUGGGGGCUGAGGUCUAGGUCAGUGUUGCAACACGCGAUGCCGAAACCGUCACUGGAUGUUGAGUGUCCGGGUCUAGAGCCGGGGCCUUUGUUGCUGGUGCCACCCCUGCCCCAUGGUUUUGUUUGUAUUCCGCAUAAAUACUUUCUAUGCGGCGACAUGUUUUAACCAGAGUUUGCACUAUUUAAGUUUUCUUUUUAUAAAAAAAUUAUACAAGUACCUUGUUUAAAAUAGUCUUCUCCCCUGUAAAAGAAAAUGCUUUAGGAAGAGAAAAAACAAUUCCACUCACUGAAAGUACUUGCAUCUUGUGUAUUUUUGGAUGUCUUCUCCCCACUGCUUUAUGGUAUAAGAAAUGUAUAUUUUCCACACUGUUUACUAAUUCGCUUGGAUGUUUGUUCUGUGGUCACAAGCUACUCCUACCUGCUGUGUAUAUACCUUGUGUAUACAAGUGUUGCGUAUUGUAUACACAGGCUAGAACAUUUAUGGUGUAAAUACGGGGCACUGCCAUAGGUUUUCAAACAGUGGGUAGAAUGAGUUUUGACUAGGAGGAUCUCCUUUAUAUAUACUCUAGGGGUUUUUAAAUAAAGAAUUUGUAAAUUUAGCCCUAA